UCCCACACAUGUUCCACACAUGACCACAUGACACAGUUGCAGGGGGGACACUACGAUGAGGAGAGUAACUUGGUUAUCUCCGGUGCCUCAACUGCUUUUGAUGACCAAAGUGUCAGGAGGGGCUUUAUCCGCAAGGUAUAUGCUAUCCUUAUAGCCAUGUUAACGUUAACAUUCACUGUUAUCAUAGCCUUCACCACAAUACCUGUGUUGAGAACCUGGGGCCAGACCAGAGUGGCUCUGUUAGUGUUUGUAGUUCUGUGGUUAUCAGCUAUUGUCCUCAUGAUAGUUCUGAUAUGUAAUGAGUCUCUGAGGAGAUCUUACCCUCAGAACGCUAUAUUCCUGGUUGUAAUGACUCUUAUAUUCUCAUUCGCUCUGGGUAUCACAGCUAGCUACUCUAAACCAUUCAUCGUCCUCGUCGCCAUAGCAACUACUCUUGGCAUCGUCAUCGCACUCACCAUAUUCGCGUUCCAGACAAAGUACGACUUCACAAUUCUAACAGGAAUUCUGUUCUGUGUGAGCAUCUCCCUCCUGGUAUUUGUAAUCUUGGUGGUGCUCCUCCACUCCAGAGUACUCUACCUAGUGUACGCUACCCUAGGAGCCUGUCUGAUCAGUAUAUACAUAGUGGUGGACACACAGAUAAUGAUGUCAGGUAAAACAGUGCAGCUGGAUCCGGAGGAGUAUGUGUUUGCUGCACUCAACUUGUACGUGGAUAUCAUAAUGCUGUUCUCUUAUGUGCUGGUGCUGUGUGGCGGGGGUAAUCAGUGAUUGGAUAUUGUAACUUGGUUAGAAGAUAUUAUAUUGUAACUUGGUUAGAAGAUAUUAUAUUGUAACUUGGUUAGAAGAUAUUAUAUUGUAACUUGGUUAGAAGAUAUUAUAUUGUAACUUGGAGAGUUGGAAUUAACCCAAAUAUCAGGGACACGAAUGACUACUCCAGGAUUUAAGAAACUAAACUUUCAACACCGAAAACAUUCAGAUUCUUGCCAAAUAUAUUUCGAUUGUAGUCAUCUCCAGUGACAUUGAACCUAAAAAAUGUUAAAAGGUUAGUGAAACUCAAGCCUUUACAAAAUUAAGAAUCCGAAAAAGGUAAAAAGAUCAUAUUAAGGUUUAUGGAAUAUAGGUAAUCCAAAGGGAUUGACAGUAUUAAGGCCAAAAGGUCUAAGAGAAUUAAGCAAAUGUAUGUAGUUAUUUUCUUUUACUUCAAGUGCACUGGGACUGCAAUUCUCUAAAAUAAAAGUUCUAAAAGUUUCAUUAAAAUCUGUAUGUACUCCUAAACCGUGGUCAAUCAAGUGAACUCCUAGGCUAUACUCAUCACUAGUAAUAUCAAAUGCUCUACCAUCAACGAUUUCAUAAAAUUUGG
Bolinopsis microptera is the source of this 1357-nucleotide messenger RNA. RefSeq names its product protein lifeguard 1-like. The record is from RefSeq and is a predicted model, not a curated record. The coding region runs from base 28 to 765 and encodes 245 amino acids. NCBI's taxonomy places the organism in Eukaryota, Metazoa, Ctenophora, Tentaculata, Lobata, Bolinopsidae. The transcript has a single exon.